AAUAAUCACAAUCGACUGCAAUAGUCUGGCAAAAAAUUUUGACUUUUGGGGAGAGGUCUGGUUUCACAUAUAACACAUAAAAGUUCGUGUUACUGUUGAAUAGUUGAUUCCAAUCAGUGGAAAAUAAAAUCUUAAUCAAGAAAAUGUCCAACGAAUUACAAACAAUUAAAAUUAGUCUUAGUGACCGUGAACGCAAUUUUUGUGAAGAUGAUCAACAUCGUGCCGGAUCGAAUCUUAAAGAUUUAAUUCUAUUCACAAAAGAAAAUGAACUUGAUGAACAAAAACCAUUGAACGAAAAUGAAUUCGCAAAACUUUCAGCGGUCAAUACUCUAUGUCUUGAGCUUGGUGGCCUUAAAUUAUCAUCAUCGGCUAUAAAAAUGAUUGGCGAUUGUGGUAUGCAAAAACUUCAAUGUUUACGUAUUUAUGAUUGUUUGGGCAUCAAUGAUGAAGCGGUCAAAUUGUUUGGUCAAAGAUUUGGUAAAAAUAUUGCACAUCUUGAAAUGUUGGGCAAUACUGAGGUAACAAAUGUCGGUUUGAAAGCAUUAAUUGAAUCAAUUGGUAAUCUUGAAGUUUUACAUCUGGACAAUGCUAUUGGAUUGUUGUCUGAACGCAAUGGUACAAUCACCAAUUUGCGUCAUGUUUGGUCACGAAUAAAUGGUGAUGAAUUGGACAAGCUAUCACAAUUUACAGUCAAAUAUGCACCAUAUUUACGACAUUUGGACAUCACAAUGGCCAACACUAAAGAAAAAACACCCGAAUUUAUCAAAAUUUUGGAAAAUUUGACUGGUUUAACCAAAUUAUCGAUAACUUGUACUGCAAAUGUUGCCAUUGAAAAAGAAUUGGCACAAUUGUUAACUAAAUUAGCCACAAAUUUAACUAACGUAAAUAUUUGCGUUUGGAUGGGCGAUGGAGAUGUGCUUAUAGAUGCGAUUGGAAAACUUUCAAAACUUGAACAAUUAACAUUGAAUGGUCGAUCACCAAUGCGUCAUAUCGAUUUUCGUAUCAACAAAACCCUUGCACCAAUGGCAAAUAUGAAAAAUUUGAAAAAUUUACGAUUAAUUCUUAAAAAUCAUUCGAAAACAUUGUUGGAUAAAUUUGCUUCCAAUUUACCCAAUUUAGAGACUCUUGAAUUAGAAGGCUUAGACAUUGAUGAUCAAGCAUUGACUAAUUUGGCCGGUUUGAACAAUCUUUCAUUUUUGGAUAUUGUUUCACCCGAAAUAACUGAUAUUGGAAUGAGUACGUUAGUUACUAAACUACCGAAUCUAACAUUUUUACGUGUCAAUGAUUUUGGUACGGAUAAAAUCUGGAAUAAAACAUUGGAUGCAAUAGUAGGAGAAGCAAGCCGACGACAACAAGUGCCAAUCGAAAUUGUAUUCACUGAAACAUGUAAACUAGAUCUAGAAUCACGACGUAAUAGUUUACCGAAAAAUUUAACAGUUUCCAAACGAAAUUCUACACAUUUGUUAUCAUUUCCUGGAUCAACUCCUCGAGGUUUCUAAUAUAUUUUUGAUUUUUUUUGCUUGUCUUGUUAAUGAAAUUUUUAAAUAAGAAAUAAUUUUGGUACAAUUGUACUUGAUGUAAU
Dermatophagoides pteronyssinus (European house dust mite) is the source of this 1582-nucleotide messenger RNA. RefSeq lists its product as uncharacterized. Gene Ontology annotation, biological process: SCF-dependent proteasomal ubiquitin-dependent protein catabolic process. NCBI's taxonomy places the organism in Eukaryota, Metazoa, Arthropoda, Arachnida, Sarcoptiformes, Pyroglyphidae. The record is from RefSeq and is a predicted model, not a curated record. Gene Ontology annotation, cellular component: SCF ubiquitin ligase complex.